Chiloscyllium plagiosum (whitespotted bambooshark) is the source of this 1336-nucleotide messenger RNA. It is a transcript of the gene zdhhc4, whose product is annotated as zDHHC palmitoyltransferase 4. Gene Ontology annotation, biological process: protein targeting to membrane; peptidyl-L-cysteine S-palmitoylation. Gene Ontology annotation, cellular component: endoplasmic reticulum; Golgi apparatus. NCBI's taxonomy places the organism in Eukaryota, Metazoa, Chordata, Chondrichthyes, Orectolobiformes, Hemiscylliidae. The record is from RefSeq and is a predicted model, not a curated record. Gene Ontology annotation, molecular function: protein-cysteine S-palmitoyltransferase activity.
GACAUCGUCCACAUUUCCGGUACGGCCUCCCUACCCCGAUUCAUUGACAUGUGAAGGAAUCUCAGUUGGUGGUGGAAUUCACGGGUCAGGAGAUGUUGCUGGAGGAGCUUUGGUGCUGACUUUCAAGAACUGAACAAAUCCUGGCCUUGACACAGUUAUAUUUUGGGCACGGAGAUGGAUUUCCUUAUUCUGUUUCUCAUUUACUUGGCUGUUUGUCUCUUCUGCAUGGUGGUUGCCAUCAAAUUCUCAAGGCAAAGUCAGGAAUGUUUCACAAGGAUCUCGCACUACAUCACUCUGGUGAUUGGACCAGUGAUUCCUCGAUGGUUACAGUUAGCAGUACAGCUUACUUUACAUAGGUUCGUCCACCAGAGGAACUCCUUUUUCCUGGUUUUGCACCUUCUUUUAGAAGUAGCUGUGUAUGGAGAGUAUUCAUGGGAAGUGUAUCCUUACUGCACGGAACUGGGAUUUGGACAUAGUAUCCUGUUGCUGCCUUACAUCCUGCUGCUCGGGAAGAUGUACUUUUUCUAUCUAUGCUGCUCCAGAGACCCUGGUACGAUUUCUCCUUCAAACCAUAAGCAGCUGUUGAAGGUGUACACGUAUGAUGGAAUUUUGUAUCAUCAGGCCCACAUCUGCCCUACGUGUGAACUUGCAAAGCCUGCAAGGUCAAAGCACUGCCGUGUGUGUAACCGGUGCGUCCAUCGAUUUGACCACCAUUGUGUCUGGGUGAAUAACUGCAUUGGGGCAUUAAAUAUACGUUACUUCCUGUUGUACCUGGUGACGCUGUCUGGAAUGGCUGCUGCAGUGGGAACGGUGACUGUAAGGUUCCUUGUCCAGGUGGCACUGCUGUCCAACUUGCAUCAGGUGAUGUAUGUGAAUGCUGAUGGUGAACAUGUGCCUGUCGGUAUCCUGUAUAUAGUCCAGAAACUGUUCCUGACCUUUCCUCGGAUCCUUUUCAUGCUGGGCUUCACACUCCUCAUCUUCUUUCUGCUGGCAGGUUAUACUGCAUUUCACUUCUAUUUGCUGAUGACCAAUCAGACUUCAAAUGAGUGGUACAAACAUAAGAACAGUUGCCAGUGCCACAUGGACAACAGCAGGCCAGACAAAUGCAUGCAGGGAAACACCUAUCAUAGAGGAUAUCUCAGAAAUGUGAAAGAAAUCAUAAGCCCUGAGACACAACUGAAAAAAGUCAGAUAACAGGGACAGAAAUGGACAUUUGUACACUUUCAGAGAAAGUCUUCUGUUCAAUUGUGAAAUGGUUUGUAAUUUUUUUAAAUUGAUGCUUUAUACCACUUUUUUUUUUAACUGUCUGAUUAACACAUUAAAAUUUAGAAUGGGU